Messenger RNA from Nilaparvata lugens (brown planthopper), 1301 nucleotides. RefSeq names its product mitochondrial genome maintenance exonuclease 1-like. The record is from RefSeq and is a predicted model, not a curated record. The transcript has 7 exons. Gene Ontology annotation, molecular function: single-stranded DNA exodeoxyribonuclease activity. Gene Ontology annotation, cellular component: mitochondrion. Gene Ontology annotation, biological process: mitochondrial DNA replication. The coding region runs from base 32 to 1282 and encodes 416 amino acids. NCBI's taxonomy places the organism in Eukaryota, Metazoa, Arthropoda, Insecta, Hemiptera, Delphacidae.
AUUCCUGUCAUUGCAAUAGAAAAUCAUCAAAAUGUUUGGUUCAAAAUCUUUACUGAGUUGCAAAAGGGCAGGUUCUCUCUGUCUUUUCUAUGCAACCAAAUCCAAAAGCACCAAAAACUACGCUGUAAUAGGAGUGGUAAAGUACAACAAGGAAAACAAAUCAUUGUUUGGUGACUUGUUAGAGACCCGAGCUCAACGGAGAAAAACUCUCAAAAAGGAGCAUGAGGCGACUACUAGCGAUGAAAAGAGACAUUUGAAAGAGAAAUGUGGAGGACUUCUGGGAGAAACUACCAUCAAAUCAGCUUUAAAAACUAGUCGAAAACUAAAACCAAAGUCGAAAUCUACCAAAAAUAGUGUUAGUGGUGAAUCUUCCUCUACAGCGGCGAAAGCUAAUGAUGUUGGACAAUUAUUAGGAAUUGGAAGUGGUGAUAGCUGUGUCAAGUCAACCGAGAAGAGUUCAGAAAGAUUGAAUCCAGUUGAAGUAAAUGUACAAAAUUCAAAAAUUGAUGAUAACACUAUUGGAAAACUUGCAGAGGUUCCACAAGUCACAAGUUUGUUUCCUUUAAUCAAUUUGAAUAAAUCUCAGUUGAAGUAUGAAGACUGUGUUGAGCCUGUGAUUAAUAUUAGUUAUGAAAGUCUAUGCAAGAAUGUGAUAUCCAGCCUGCCGUCGGUGGGAAAGAUUCUCAGCGAAACAAUGCCAGCCGCAGCUAAAGCAGCUCUUGAAAGAUGGAAGAAAAAUAUGGUCGAUCAGUUAGGCGAAGAAGGAUUUCAGAAACUUAAUAAAGAAAAUCUUGGAAGAGGAAAAUUGUUCCAUGAUUACGUCAGCCGAUACUUAGUUGGUGAAACAUUCGACCACGAAUUGCCCGAAAAAGUUCAGCAUUAUUUCAAGAGUUUGGCUGCAGUUUUUCCUAAUAUCUCUGAAGUGAAAGUUGUCGAAAGUCAUGUUGCUCAUCCAGAAUUAAAUUACUGUGGCUUCAUUGAUUGUGUAGCCAAAUACAAUGGAACACCCGUUGUGAUAGAAUGGAAACUCGCCGAAAAGCCGAAACCCGACAUCCGCUCAACUUAUGAUGCUCCCCUUCAAAUGUGUGCAUAUCUGGGUGCCUUGAAUUACGAUAACAACUACAACUUCCCUGUGGCCAGUGGAGUAGUAGUGGCUGCCUACACUGAUGGUUCACCGGCCAAUGUAUUCUACCUCCCAGAACAAAAGUGUCUCAAGUAUUGGGAAAGUUUCCAGAUCAGACUGCAAGAGUAUCAAAAACUGAAAUCUGUGAAACUGAAAUAAAUAUGAUUAAUCUAUCAUU